AUGAGCACUAAUGAGCUCGAAAUCUUGGGACAUAUCCUCAUCGCUGCUGCGAAAACCGAAAACUCACACUAUCCAUUCAUCAUUGACGUUGAUUUGUUGCAGGGCGACGCUACCUUCACUCGAUCAUGGAAUGGGAUCGUGAAAGACUGCAAGCGAAUCGCGCACAAUAUCCCCCAACCCAUCAGAGAUAUCGUUGGGAAACAUAUUCAAACCAGACGAGACAGCAAUCCAGCCUCUCGACUUCCAGAAUCGUUCUGUCAGCCCGACAGCCCCAUUGCCCAGAUAUCGCAAACGCCAAGAGAGGUUUCGCAAUCCAUAAGUGAAGGUAUACCCUCAACUAUUCGAGCUAGUUCUAUUACUGAGGCAGAAAGGGGUUCAGAGGAGUGUGUCUCGAGUUCUUUGAGCCAGAAGCAACUGUUGGCUCGGAACCCAACUCCCGUGAAGAGUACUUCAAAGCGAAAACAGCCUCUGCCGCCCAUUCUUCUCAAGGAUCUAAAAUCUUGGGUUGAAUCACCAAAACAGUUUUUAAAUCUUGAGGGAAUAAAGGUUGAUGAUUGUGGUAUCAUCCCUUACAUCCGAGCAGUUGAAAAUUCUCAGUAUUUGAAUACCAUUAGAAAGCGGUUCGUCCUGCGACAGCUGGCUGAAUCAAAACGACUCUGGGCACCUCGAACAACGAAGACCUUCUUUGAAAAACUCGCUACGCCACGUUCGACUCUCAACAAUUGGAUAUACGAGGGUGGUAACUACGCCUCACUCGUUGCAAAUAAAGGCCCCGAGGUCCUGUUCUCAGAACUCAAGCCAAGAACCCAGAAAUCUAAGAAGAAAGCCCCGCCACAAGGGAAAAAACGAUCCAUCGACGACCUCAUCACGGGCGGUAACAUUGAAACAGAUGUCAGAAAUCAUCAUGCCAAAGAAGCAAACAACCCAAGUUUAACAUUUACACAUGAAGAACUUCAGCUUCCUAAGGUAUACUUGGCUGACGAGACUGGUGAGGCUGUCGAGGCUGUCGAGGUUGACGAAAAUGGCGUUCCAAUCCAGGAGUUAUUCAAAGCCGCCGCAAAAGGUAUCGUGACAUUCUUGGAAGAUUUGCAUCGGCAAGCAGGACUUCUUGAUGACGAUGAGUCACAAGAUUCACGGAGCGCCACAUACUCGUGCCAGUCUGGGUACUGUUCAUGCCGGGCUACGAACGACGACACCAUGGUCGAUGCCGGUCGAUCCUUGCGACAGAGUCCCACAGAAAGGGCCACCGAUGAUGGGAUCAGUAGUUGUGGAUUUGGAUGCACAUCGACUAAUUCCACUGCUUCUCUACCUGGCGAACAAGUUGCAAUACGAGGCUUGCAGGAGCAUACAAGCUGGAACGCAACGGGACUCCCUUCGCCGUCGCUUGUGGAACCAGGACAAGAGGGUACUUCAUCAGUUUCAGCCUCCAAGCAGUCAGCCGGCUUCUGGGCCUCGUGUAGACACCUCAAACUUGCUCAGCCAUGGAACUGUCACUGCAUCGGCUUUGACGUCUAUUUCCUCCACAUUGCCAUGUUAUGUCUCGCCAUCUCAACCCUCGAAUGGCUAUUUGAAUUCGCAGGAUGA
This is a messenger RNA of Fusarium redolens, 1584 nucleotides long. RefSeq lists its product as uncharacterized. Lineage: Eukaryota; Fungi; Ascomycota; Sordariomycetes; Hypocreales; Nectriaceae. Bases 1 to 1584 code for a protein of 527 amino acids. The transcript is spliced from 3 exons. The record is from RefSeq and is a predicted model, not a curated record.